Pecten maximus is the source of this 917-nucleotide messenger RNA. RefSeq lists its product as uncharacterized. The record is from RefSeq and is a predicted model, not a curated record. The coding region runs from base 90 to 884 and encodes 264 amino acids. Lineage: Eukaryota; Metazoa; Mollusca; Bivalvia; Pectinida; Pectinidae. The transcript has 3 exons.
ACAACGGCUUUGUUAUCAUAGGACAGAGAUUUGUAUAAAAUAAGCUGGCCUGAUUUGACUCUUGUCAAUUAUCUGGGAGCGUCGACACAAUGAAGCGGUCACAGAAACUAGGUUUCCUUUUCACUGCAAUAUCACUGCUACUAGUAUGUAUAACCUUCUGUACCCCUGGUAUGUACAUCUUACGUAUCCAUAAAAACAAGAAGGUACCCACGACACAAGAGGUUACAAAAAUAGUUGGAAACAAGACCGUCCACGUGAGGGAACCGGUCACCGUGUUUAUCCCUACGAUUGUGACAUUGUCGUGCGGUCUGUGGUACUUCAGCGCCUGUGUUCCAGAAUACUGUGAUGUCCAUUCUUAUCAGCACGCCAAACACGCCGCUAGACACUUCGACGAACCGCUACAGGGCAUGGACAUGGAGGAGAUUUACGACCACAUCGGGGAUAUCGCCAAAUUUGCUUUCCUGGAGUUCCAAGUCGAGAUAACGACGUCACUAUUCUGCGUGAUGGCCUCGCUGGUGACAACUUUGUUGUAUUACCGAGGACGUAAAUACCGUAGAUGCGUCGGUCUUACUGCCUUCAUCAACACGCUACUGGCAGGUAUCUUUCUCGCCGUGGCCACUGCCAAGUGUGUGACGUUGAUUCUACAGUCACGAGUCCUCCUCAGCAGCAAUUUCGACUUCGACAUGAGUGUGGUUAAAUUUCGCUUCCCGUACGGUCUCCUUCUUUCCGGAUUGGCGGCCAUUUUUCUGUUUGGAUCCUCUCUGUCCCUGCUAUUGACUCUCACCGAUAAGAAAACGCUUAUACCUGACCAAGACUCAGAGGGCUUGAUAAUCAGAGAUAAGUCCAAAGAUAUUCCGAACAAUACGGUUUCUCCUGUUAAUUAAAUCAUCUAAUUGUAUAUAAAAGAUGGCAAACCA